Molecule: messenger RNA, 1442 nt
Organism: Neolamprologus brichardi
Lineage: Eukaryota; Metazoa; Chordata; Actinopteri; Cichliformes; Cichlidae
Source: RefSeq, a predicted model, not a curated record
GAGUGAUACUCUUGAAAGUCUGGACUGUUCAUUCGUCUUUUUGAUCAACAUCACUCACAUCUGGUAAUGGCGGGAAAAGAAAAUAAAUCAUCCUUUAUACCAACAUCGUAUAAAGGGAAGCAUCUGAAAUUGAGUGACUUGAAGGAAAAAGCCAGAGAUACUCAUAUGUACAAGAAAUAUCUCACAAAAGACAUCCCUUUAUACCCUGGACCUAACGAUUGUUCACCAGAGUUUCGUGUAUCUAAUCUGAAACACGACACGCAUAGAUUUGGUUUACAAGGAAUCAACACAGAUAAUGGCUUCAAGGAUCCACACAAUGGCCUAAAUGAUGUGGAUAAACUGUCCCUGGUGUGGUUCAGUCUGGCUGUGGAAGAAGAGGAGAUCGAGUCAGCUGAGAGGACGUUGCUGCAGAAGACCAACAUGACGGCAAGGCAGCCCGGCUUUCUGAAGAAGUUUGCCUCCUCUCCAGCCUUCAAAAAGAAGUCCAGGUAUGGAUCAUACCGCUUCACCUUCACAGUGGAGGAGGUGCUGAAUGCCUACAGGACGCAGUUUUGUGAGGACAUGCCACCAGUCAUGCGUGUUUUCAGAACCACCCUGUACCAAAAGGAAGUGAUGUAUGCUGUGCUGGUUCACCGCCCGACCGAGGAAGAUAAAAACCUCUUUAAGGACUAUACCAGCCUGUCUGAUGUCAACCAGGAUGCCGUGUGUACUUACGAACAAGGACAGUUCAUCUGGAGGCCACAGGCCAUGUGUGACACACACAAGUAUAAGCUGACUAAAACACGCAACGAGAUGGAUGCUGAGAAGAUUAAAUCUGAUCAGUGGUAUGUUUGGGAUCAUGUCACCCUCGCCCUGCAUGUGAAGAAAGGAGAGGUGCUGAGGUUUGAUCCAAAUUUUCUGUUAAAGAAUCUCACGUCAUGUGAACAAGAUGAAGUGACUGUCGCACCAAAAUGCUUUGAUUCUCGUACUAAUGCUCGGAAGUUUGUUAGAGAGCUGUGGAACAACCCAAACUUUGAACAGGAUGGGCUUUUAAGAGAGUUUGAAGAUCUCUCUCUUAGAGACCACCCAGUCUGACGACUCCCUGCAGCGAGACAGCAGCUUCUAGUUUUAACUGUCUGGGUUCUGCAAAUUUUUCUUGUUCCUUAUUUUUGAGAGACCAAACAUAUAACUUCAUAUUGGUGUGGUGAAAGCAUGUAAAGCGUAUGAAUUUUAUAGUUUAUAUUGUAAUCUUUAGUCAUGCUGAGGCUGCCUGUGGGGCAAUAAUAGUUUAGUAGAUUAAUGGUUGAUUAAAGGUUUAAUUAAUAAAUUUCCUGUGGUAACUGAGUUCACAGUAAAAGAGAAAUGAUAAAACAUACAUGAUAAUAUGAGGAGAAACUUGUGAUCACGUGUUUUAGUGCAGUCAUAAAAAGUGGGCAAUAAAGUUGAUUUGAAACUGUUGUGUA